AUGUUCCAGUCGUGGCUCGAUGCCACGAUUGCGCUGUUGCACAAAAGCGGGCCAAGGGCCCAACCACAGAACUACCGCCCAGUAGCGCUGCUGCACUACGGGGAAAAACUAGUCUCGCUCAUCAUACUGAAGCGGGUCCGCAAAUCCGCGUAUGGGUACGUGAACAAGAAGCAGAAGGGGUCCAUACAGGGGUUAAGCUGCAGACAUGCGGUCUUCCAGUUGCUGCGGGAUAUGGAGACCGCAAUCCGGGAUGGGGACACAAGGGCUUAUGACUUCACAGACUUCCAGAAGGCAUACGAUUCUUUGGACUGGGAGCGGCUUAGCCUUGUCAUCCAGUGGCAGGGAUUCCCCCCCGACUUGGCAGAAUUGGUCCGGAAGAUGUACAACCGGGCGACUUUUUGCCUGAAGCUGGGGCCGGGGCAGAGAAGCAGCGCGACACAGCAAAAAUCCGGAAUCCGACAGGGAAGCAGUUUGUCGCCGUUGAUUUUCAUCCUUGUGUUGAAUUUCGCGCUCUGCGCGCUGGAGGAGACGAUGGUGGAGGACGGAUACUGGACAAAGAGCAAAGUAGACCCGGCGUAUUUAUCGUGGUUGGGGUUCGUCGAUGACCUGGUAAUCAGAUCGGACACACGGGAGGAGGCGCAGCAUACCCUCCACCAACUACAAGCUGCGUGCAGAUUUGUGGGCCUAGAGCUAAACGCAAAGAAGACCGAGGCGAUGACGGUAGGGCUGCCGCCGCGGGAGAAAAACAACGAAGACGCAAAAAAGGAGCGGAUCACCACCGACGAAGCCGAUGGAGAGCGGUGGGGGUGGUCGAUCGAGUGGGAUGGGGUGGACCUCGUCCCGCAGCACGCGGAGGCAGCAAGACGCAAGCUGGCGACCACGCCGGCAAUGGAGAAAAUAACGCAUUUGAUCGCAUGGGAUGACGGCAGGCACAGCUUGUGCUGGUACAAGCGCACGGGCUGGGCGGAGCUGGACGGUAGGCGGACAACACGCCUCAUCCGGCGGGGCCGGGUUCGAUCUGUACUGGAAGAGAAGAACUCGCAUGUGUGUCCCCGGUGCAACGACGUCCUCCCGGACGAAAGGGCACUGCGGGGGCACAUGGCGACGGGUUUCUGCCGACCAGUAAUGACCGAACAGGAAGAGAGACAGCUACGGGUCGGGAGGUACAUCGAAGAAAAAGCCAGGGCGCAGCGGGCCACCGUUUUGGUGCCGGCGGACCUGAAAACAGUAGAGGGGAACGAAAUAAAGACUGUGCCUUCCUUCAAGUACCUGGGGACAGAAAUAGCAAGCAACGCCAGCACCACCAAGGAAGUGGAGCGGCGCACGGGGAUAGCAACAGCCACCACCAAGCAGCUGCGGCGGAUCUGGGCAGAUAAGGGGGUCCCAAGAGGACUCAAAUCGGAGCUAUACACGUCGCUGUGUAGCUCCGUGGCGCUGUACAACAGUGAGUGCUGGGUGCCGCACGAGCACGACCUGAAGAUCCUCCGCAGCUUCCAGCACCAAACGCUGAAAGCGAUAACAGGGGAGCAGAGGGAGUGGCAGCGACAGGAGGCAGGGACAGACGAGGCGGCGGAGUAUGCUAGCAGGCUGGAGAUCUGCAAAAAGGCAGGCAUACUCGACAUCGAGACGAUGCUGCAAGAGAAGCGGGUCGCAUGGGUUGCCCAUGCCUUCCGCGACACAACAGAGCCGUCGGGGAGGUGGAUAGCCAAGGAAAUAAGAGCAAGAACACCGUGGGGCAAGCUAGUAGAGCAAGAC
Messenger RNA from Amoebophrya sp. A120, 1755 nucleotides. Lineage: Eukaryota; Dinophyceae; Syndiniales; Amoebophryaceae. The record is from the annotation of a GenBank genome assembly.